AUAAAUCAUUAGAAAAGUAAAACAAAUUGGUCAAAAAUUCUCCAAAUUUAUUAUCGAAGGAUUGAUCUGAGAGCAGUAGCGAUUACGCAUGCGUCGUCGGCUCUCAGGCUCUGGAGCGCCCUCCAACGACCAAAAUCUUCCUUCCUGAUGACGACGAAGUCAUGAUGUAACCCUAUAUUCUCCAUUCUUUAUUGUGAAUUGCCAUAGCCAUCUUCUUAGCUUCCACAUCAUCAGCCUCACCGCCAUGUCGGUGUCUCUCGGCGGCUCUUCCAGGGCCGGUCGGGUAUUGGGUCCGUCUCUGGACAAGAUUAUUAAGAAUGUUGCUUGGAGAAAACACUCUCAGCUCGUUGCCGCUUGUAAAUCCGUGCUCGACAAGCUCGAAACCCUCGCAGAUUCGUCGGAUCCGAAUUCGAACUCGCCGGUGUUCGGAUUAUCGGUUUCCGAUGCGGAAUUCGUUUUGCAGCCUCUUCUGCUGGCUCUUGAUUCGGCCUCCGCGAAGGUCAUGGAGCCGGCGCUGGAGUGCUUGUUCAAGUUGUGUUCGCUGGGGCUGAUCCGCGGCGUGAUUGAUAGGAAGGGGAUGAUAGAUGCGGUGUGUAAAUCGGCCGGCAGCGGCGAGGACGCGGUCGACCUCGCCGUGCUUAAGGUUCUUCUCUCCGCGGUUCGAUCGCCGUGCGUGUACAUCAGGGGUGAGUGCUUAGUGCAUAUUGUGAAAACUUGUUAUAAUGUGUACCUCGGCAGCGUGAGUGGGACCAAUCAGAUCUGUGCAAAGGCGGUGCUUGCGCAGAUUAUGUUGAUUGUUUUCGCGAGAAUGGAGGAGGAUUCGAUGGAGGUUGGUAUUCGGACGGUGUCGGUGAAUGAGUUGUUGGAGUUUACGGAUAGGAACUUGAACGAAGGAAAUUCUAUACAAAUUGUUCAGAGUUUUAUUUAUGAGGUGAUGGAAGCGAGUGAAGGUAAUGCUUCGCCGGUGGUGGAAGUUCCGAAUGGGUCUAAAGGUGAUGGGAAAACUGAAGUGGACAAUGGAGAAAUGGAAAAUGGGGCUGAAUCUAGUGGCGAGAGUGUGAUUCGGGAGGAUGGGUUUCUUAUUUUCAAGAAUUUGUGCAAGUUGUCUAUGAAAUUCUCAUCACAGGAUCAAUCUGAUGAUCUGAUCCUUUUGAGGGGAAAGAUACUGUCUUUGGAGCUGCUUAAGGUUGUAAUGAACAAUGGGGGUCCAAUUUGGCGAUCAAAUGAAAGGUUUCUCAGUGCUAUAAAGCAGUUUCUCUGCUUAUCGUUGUUGAAGAACAGUGCAUUGUCAGUUAUGAUUAUUUUCCAGCUUCUAUGUUCUAUUUUCAUGAGCUUGUUAUCAAAAUUCAGAUCAGGACUGAAAGAAGAAAUCGGAAUUUUCUUUCCCAUGCUCAUCCUCCGGGUGCUCGAGAAUGUGCUUCAGCCUAGUUUUCUACAGAAAAUGACAGUCCUCAACAUACUGGAAAAGAUGUCUCAUGAUUCACAUAUUAUCAUCGAUAUUUUUGUUAACUAUGACUGUGAUGUGAAUGCUCCAAACAUAUUUGAAAGGACUGUCAAUGGCCUUCUGAAAACGGCACUAGGUCCACCUCCUGGUUCUACUACAACCUUGUCUCCCAUCCAAGAUUUGACAUUUCGGCUUGAAUCAGUGAAGUGCUUGGUUAGCAUUAUUAAGUCAAUGGGAGCUUGGAUGGAUCAACAGCUAAUAAUAGGAGAUUUCUCUCCACCGAAGAGCUCUGAGAGUGAGAUUUCAACAGAGAAUCAUGCAAUCAUCAAUGGAGAAGAAGGAACUAUCCCUGACUAUGAGCUGCAUCCAGAAACAAAUUCAGGAUUAUCAGAUGCUGCUGCCUUUGAGCAACGUCGAGCUUAUAAACUAGAAUUCCAGAAAGGCAUCUCACUGUUCAAUAGGAAACCUUCCAAGGGCAUAGAAUUUCUAAUAAGCUCCAAGAAAAUCGGUGGUUCUCCAGAAGAGGUGGCUGCUUUUCUUAAAAAUACUGCUGGCCUAAACGAAACUGUGAUCGGUGACUAUUUGGGUGAAAGAGAGGAUUUUUCUUUAAAAGUUAUGCAUGCUUAUGUAGAUUCAUUUAAUUUUGAAGCAUUAGAUUUUGGUGAAGCAAUUAGGUUUUUCCUACGGGGCUUCAGGUUACCUGGAGAGGCACAGAAGAUUGAUCGCAUCAUGGAAAAGUUUGCUGAGCGGUAUUGUAAAUGCAAUCCAAAUUCAUUUACCAGUGCUGAUACUGCUUAUGUUCUUGCUUACUCUGUGAUAUUGCUGAACACGGAUGCCCACAAUAACAUGGUGAAAGAUAAGAUGACCAAGGCUGAUUUCAUCCGGAAUAACCGAGGGAUUGAUGAUGGCAAGGACCUACCUGAAGAGUAUCUGGGUGCUAUUUAUGAUCACAUUGUAAAAAAUGAAAUAAAAAUGAAUGCCGAUUCUUCUGCGCCACAGAGCAAGCAGGCAAACGGCUUCAAUAAACUACUGGGCUUGGAUGGUAUAUUCAAUCUAGUCAAUUGGAAGCAGACAGAAGAAAAACCAUUGGGUGCGAAUGGUCUUCUCAUAAAGCACAUCCAGGAGCAGUUUAAGGCAAAGUCAGGAAAAUCAGAGUCUGUUUAUUAUGCGGUUACAGAUGUAGCUAUAUUGAGGUUUAUGGUGGAGGUCUGCUGGGGUCCUAUGCUCGCUGCCUUCAGUGUAACUCUGGAUCAAAGUGAUGACAAGGUUGCUACUUCUCAAUGCUUACAGGGCAUCCGACAUGCUGUGCAUGUUACUGCAGUUAUGGGCAUGCAGACUCAGAGAGAUGCUUUUGUUACAACUGUGGCCAAGUUUACUUUCCUCCACUGUGUUGCAGACAUGAAACAAAAAAAUGUUGAUGCUGUGAAGGCAAUAAUAGCAAUUGCCAUUGAAGAUGGUAAUUUUCUUCAGGAAGCCUGGGAGCACAUAUUAACAUGCCUCUCCCGUUUUGAGCAUCUGCAAUUGUUGGGAGAGGGCGCACCCCCUGAUGCAUCCUUUUUCACUACUUCCAACAUUGAAACAGAUGAAAAAACACACAAGUCUGCUGGUUUUCCAUCUCUAAAGAGAAGGGGAACUCUUCAGAAUCCAGCUGUGGUGGCUGUUGUUAGAGGGGGAUCAUAUGAUAGCACUACACUGGGAGUCAAUACGUCAAACUUGGUAACUCCAGAGCAGAUGAAUAACUUCAUUUUAAACUUGCAUCUGCUGGAUCAGAUUGGAAGCUUUGAGUUGAACCACAUAUUUGCCCAUAGCCAAAGGUUGAAUAGUGAGGCAAUAGUAGCUUUUGUGAAGGCUCUUUGCAAAGUUUCCAUGUCAGAGUUGCAGUCUCCUACGGAUCCUCGUGUAUUCAGCCUCACAAAAAUUGUUGAGAUUGCGCAUUACAAUAUGAACCGCAUCAGACUUGUAUGGUCUCGCAUAUGGAAUGUUCUAUCUGAUUUCUUUGUAUCAGUUGGCUUGUCAGAAAACCUCUCAGUUGCAAUAUUUGUGAUGGAUUCUUUGCGGCAACUUGCUAUGAAAUUUUUAGAGCGUGAAGAGCUGGCAAAUUACAACUUUCAAAAUGAAUUUCUGAGACCUUUUGUGAUUGUCAUGCAGAAAAGCAACUCUACAGAAAUUAAGGAAUUAAUAGUUCGGUGCAUUUCACAGAUGGUCCUUAGCCGUGUGAAUAAUGUGAAAUCUGGCUGGAAAAGUGUUUUUAUGGUUUUUACGGCUGCAGCUGCUGAUGAAAGGAAGAAUAUAGUCUUGCUAGCCUUUGAGACCAUGGAAAAAAUAGUGCGAGAAUAUUUCCCUUACAUAACUGAGACAGAGACGACAACUUUUACGGAUUGUGUUAGAUGCCUCAUCACCUUCACAAAUAGCAGAUUUAACAGUGAUGUAAGCCUCAAUGCUAUUGCAUUUCUCCGGUUCUGUGCUGUCAAACUUGCAGAAGGGGGACUUGUUUGCAAUGAGAGGAGUGAGGAAGGAGAUUCGUCCACUCCACCAGUAGAUAAGGAUGCAUCAGAUGGACAAUUGUUCACAGAUAGAGAUGAUCAUGCAUCCUAUUGGAUUCCAUUGCUCACAGGAUUGUCAAAGCUAACAUCUGAUCCCAGAUCAGCUAUCAGAAAAAGUUCUUUGGAAGUGCUUUUUAACAUCCUAAAGGAUCAUGGUCAUCUUUUUUCACGUACAUUCUGGGCUGGUGUUUUCAGUUUGGUUGUUUUUCCCAUAUUUAAUUUUGUUAGUGACAAGGGAGGAACAGAUGCAAACAAUGACCAAGUUUUGCAAGCUUCAAGGCCUCCGCACCCUGAUGUAGGCACAUGGGAUUCAGAAACUUCUGCAGUAGCAGCUCAGUGUCUAGUGGACCUAUUCGUCAGUUUCUUCAAUGUAGUGAGGUCUCAACUGCUUGCUGUGGUAUCAAUACUGACUGGUUUCAUAAAAAGUCCUGUUCAGGCUCCUGCUAGCACUGGGGUCACUGCAUUGGUGCGGUUGGCAGAUGAUUUGAGCAGCAGACUGUCUGAAGAUGAAUGGAAAGCUAUAUUUAUUGCUCUGAAAGAAGUGACUGCUUCCACUUUGCCAAGAUUUUCAAAGGUUAUCACAAUCAUGGACGACAUGGAGGUGCCUGAGGUUUCUCAAGCUUCUCCAGAUCUUGAAAUGCUUUCUGAUAAUGGAUUGACCAAUGAUGAUAUUGGGGAUGACACUCUGCAAACAGCAGCUUAUGUGGUUUCAAGAAUGAAGAGUCAUAUAGCUAUGCAACUACUCAUUAUACAGGUUGCAACUGAUAUAUACAAAAUUUGCAGACAGGCCUUUUUGGCAUCCAUCAUAACAAUACUUACUGAAACAUUUUCCAUGAUUGCAUCUCAUGCUCACCAACUGAACUCUGAAAAAAUGCUACUGAUGAAGCUGCAGAAAGCAUGCUCUAUCUUGGAGAUCUCUGAACCGCCUGUGGUUCACUUUGAAAAUGAGUCCUAUCAAAAUUACCUCAACUUCCUGCAGCAUUUGGUCAUGGACAAUCCAUCCGUGGCCGAGGAGCUAAACAUAGAACAACAACUAGUGGGAGUAUGUGAAAAAAUACUGCAGAUAUACCUGAACUGUGCCGGGUUACAAAAUGCCCCACAAAAACAAUCGAGCCAGCCAGUGCUGCACUGGAUUCUUCCAUUGGGUUCAGCACAAAAAGAUGAAUUGGCUGCUAGGACUUCUCUUGCAGUGUCAGCAUUGCAGGUACUGGGUGGUUUGGGAACGGAUUCGUUUAGGAAGUACAUUUCACAAUUCUUCCCUCUGUUAGUAGACCUUGUGCGAAGCGAGCAUAGCUCAGGAGACAUUCAACGUGUCCUAAGCUACAUGUUCCAAUCAUGUAUAGGUCCGAUCAUAAUGAAAUUGUGAUUUAUAACGAAUGAAGUUUGCACACAUGUAAGUCAAGUCAUUUUUAUCCUUUUUGUAGCUGCCUGGAACACAGCCAUGAUCCAUCUAUUUUAUUUUUUUUUGUAGUAUAUGAAGAGGCUGGCUGGAACAAUAUUUUUGUACGAAAAAGAAAAUGAUCAUGCAAGCAAUUCUGCUGAUAGUAUAAAUCGAAAUAGUUUUUCA
Molecule: messenger RNA, 5554 nt
Organism: Vitis vinifera (wine grape)
Lineage: Eukaryota; Viridiplantae; Streptophyta; Magnoliopsida; Vitales; Vitaceae
Product: brefeldin A-inhibited guanine nucleotide-exchange protein 1
Exons: 11
Coding region: 245-5353 (1702 amino acids)
Biological process (GO): regulation of ARF protein signal transduction
Cellular component (GO): trans-Golgi network
Molecular function (GO): guanyl-nucleotide exchange factor activity
Source: RefSeq, a predicted model, not a curated record